ACUACACACCACGCCUCGCCUCGCGCGACAGCUCGAGCUCGUUUUAUCAAUCGGACACGCAGCAGCAGAAGACGAGAUGAUCGUCCAAGUGCUCGGCGUACUGCUGCUCGUCUGCGCUUUGUACCACUAUUACACGCGAUGGACGAGAAUCGGGAGACACCUGAAAGUGAUACCCGGACCGACGGUCUGGCCUAUCGUCGGCUGCCUGCCACGCUUGCUCGUGCCAAUGGAGCAACACUGGGAUAACGUCAUGAAAAUGGCCAACGAGUUCUAUCCCAUCUUCAAGCUCUGGGUCAUGCACGUGCCGGUCGUCGUUAUAAUGACCGCCGAAGACGCCGAGGUACUGCUGAGCAGCUCGAAGAACAUCGUGAAGGCGAGUGUGUACGAUUUUCUCCACGGCUGGUUCGGCACCGGCCUGCUGACCAGCGCCGGCGCCAAGUGGAAGCAGAGAAGGAGGAUCCUCACGCCGGCCUUUCACUUCAACGUCCUGAAGAGGUACGUCGACAUCGCCAUCGAGAACGACGAGAAGACCCUGCAGCAGCUCAAGUCCCUGGGCAAAUCGUCCGAGCAGCAGCUCGUGCCGUUUCUCACCAACUUUACGCUCAAUGUCAUUUGCGAGGCGGCCAUGGGCACGGCUUUGGCAGGAAAAGAAAAAUUACAGAAAGACUACAAGCAGGCCGUUUUGGACAUGGGCGACACGUUCAUUUACAGACUUCUGAGGCCGUGGUUGAGACAAGACUGGGCCUUUUACAUUACGAGCGAGGGUCGUAAGCAAAAACGAGCUUUAGAAUAUUUACACCGAUUCACCUCUAAUAUUAUUAAAGAGAGAAUGGAUUACCAUGAAAAGACAGGCGGCCAGUUUCUGAAAAAUUUGAACGAAGACGAGGAGUCCUCGGAGGUCAAGGAAGUUUUUGGACUGAAGAAGAAGCGCUUGGCUAUGCUCGAUCUGCUGAUAGCGGCUUACAAAGAGAGCGGCGAUCAAAUCGACGAGGAAGGCAUACGCGAAGAAGUUGACACAUUCAUGUUUGCGGGACACGAUACAACUGCGAUGGGCAUGACUUUUGCCCUGCUUCUAAUUGCCGAACACAAAGAUGUUCAGGAACGAAUCAGACAAGAAGUGACCGAAGUUCUGCAAGAGCACGACGGGAAAAUGUCAAUAACGGUACUGCAGCAGCUGCACUAUCUCGAAAGGUGCAUAAAAGAAUCGCUCCGAAUAUAUCCCAGUGCUCCUUUCGUAUCGCGCAGAUUAAUCGAAGACGUGAAACUCGAAAAGUAUACCAUUCCCAAAGGAAUAAGUCUUGAAGUACGAAUCAUAGAUAUUCACCGAGACCCCAAACACUGGGAGGAUCCGUUGAAAUUCGAUCCCGAUCGAUUUUUACCCGAAAGAUCGCAGGGAAGACACAACUUUGCCUACAUACCUUUCAGCGCUGGCCCGAGAAAUUGUAUAGGUCAAAAAUUUGCCAUGCUCGAAAUGAAGACAUUCAUAUCACUGAUCGUCAAGGACUUCGAGCUGGACAUAGUUGACUUUAUGGCCCAUCAAGUGCCAUUGUUGCCGGAUAUAGUCAUCCGACCGGGAAAGCCUAUUCACAUUAAAUUUACACGUAUCGACGAGAAAUGAACUUUGUAAAUACAACAUCUAGGAUAAAUAUAAAUUAAAUAAUGCUUUUUGAUAUAUCAAUUAAAGUCGAUGAAUGCGCUGUUAAUUUUUUUAUAUAAACGGCCGAUUCUCUGUGAAGUCGAAUGGCCAAAAAAAUUUUUUUUUUUGCAAAUAUG
Molecule: messenger RNA, 1773 nt
Organism: Trichogramma pretiosum
Lineage: Eukaryota; Metazoa; Arthropoda; Insecta; Hymenoptera; Trichogrammatidae
Product: cytochrome P450 4C1-like
Exons: 11
Coding region: 77-1618 (513 amino acids)
Molecular function (GO): iron ion binding; oxidoreductase activity, acting on paired donors, with incorporation or reduction of molecular oxygen; heme binding
Source: RefSeq, a predicted model, not a curated record